AUGGAUGAUUGCAAGGCAGUCGCAAGUCCAGUCGACAUGAGCUCUCGACUUGUUUCAAGUGAUGCAACUACCAAGGUCGAUGCUCCUUUUCGCGAAGCUGUUGGUGCGUUGAUGCACCUGACCACUGCAACGCGUCCGGACAUUGCGUUUGCUGUGGGCUAUGUGUCGCGGUUCAUGGAAAAUCCCCAAGAAGAACACUGGGUUGCAGUUAAGCGUAUCUUUCGCUACCUACAAGGCACCAAGACGCAUGGAAUUUGCUACAAGCCAAGUGCAAGGAUCGACUUCCGUGGAUAUUCGGAUGCGGAUUGGGCUGGUGAUCUUACCGACCGCAAGUCAACAUCGGGGGUACACGUUCAUGCUACUCGGUGCGCCAGUCAGUUGGGGCAGCAAGAAGCAGCCAAGUGUUUCGUUGUCCACGAGUGA
Molecule: messenger RNA, 423 nt
Organism: Peronospora matthiolae
Lineage: Eukaryota; Oomycota; Peronosporomycetes; Peronosporales; Peronosporaceae
Source: the annotation of a GenBank genome assembly